AUGGGCACCUGUUACAAGUGGAGUCCCACAGGGGUAAGUUCUUGGGCCGCUCACAUUCAUUAUCUAUGUAAAUGGCCUAGUACGGGAGGUGAAAUCGGACAUAGCGCUUUUUGCAGACGAUCUUAAACUUUGGAGAUCGAUAAAAGAUGAAGAUGACGUCCAGAUACUACAAGAGGAUGUAGAGAAUUUGCACGCAUGGAACAAGAAAUGGUGCAGGAAAUUCAACGUCAAAAAGUGUACAGUAAUGUACGUAUUAUCAACAUGGCGAAGAACAAAUGCACCCUCACGAUCAACAGCUUAAAACCGUAGAUGUGCAAAAAGAUCUCGGUGUAUUCAUUAAAGACGAUCUAAGCGUCACCACGCAGUGUUCUAAAUUCACUGCGCGGGCAAUGUCAGUUAUGAGCGCGAUACGCAGAACGUUUAUUUACUUUAAUAAAGACGUCUUUGGCAAAGUAUACGGGACAUUUGUGCGGCCGCACCUGGAAUAUGCGGUACAGGCUUGGCGGCCGUGGCUUCGGAAGGAUAUAUAUAUCCUUGAAGGUGUACUAAGGCGCGCUACAAAGGCUGUUUAUGGCCUCAAAAAUUUUAUGUACGAGCAACGUCUGACGACCUUGAACCUCUAUCCCCUCCAAUACAGGCCAGACAGAGGUGACCUCAUAACAACGUUCCAGUUGGUAAAAGGACUUAAUCUGGAUGUCGACUGGGAAACGUUUUUUGAAAUAGCACGCAAGUCUAAUCUCAGACGACAUGAUUACCAGCUUAAAAGGGAACUGUGACACACAAAUCAACGUUCCUCCUUUUUUCUCAUAGAGCGUCAUUCGCCAAUGGAACUCUUUGCCGGAGUAUGUUGUAAAUUCCCCUACCGUGAACGUGUUCAAGAGACAACUGGAUACUCACCUGCUGAAAGGCAGCCCGAAUUGCCGAAGCCUGAUCUAACGGAUUACUAAGAUGACUAUAAAUAUACCACUAACAGGAUAUCAACAGAUCCUUUUUAGUGCGUCAAACUUAGCCCAUUUGGAAAUUUUCACAGUCCGAAUGCGGUGAACAAACUUUUUCGCAAUUCUUUCAUGAAUACCAUGCCCCUUUCGCCUUUGUGUUACAUUAGUAGAUUUAUGAAUUCUCCUUACUAAAACUGCAAGCAAAUGUUUUGCAAUUUAACUAUUUUCCCUUAUAUCUGUACCCCCUAAAUGGAGUUUUCAGGGCUUCUGUCGUUUACUCCAAAUAUACUGAUUGACUGAUACUGUCUGAAAUUCGAAGGCGCGUUUCAGAGUUUUUUGAUUUUCAGCUGAAACUAUACACAUCCAAAGCGAGAUUCAUCCUCGUAUUCCACAGUUUCCGGCAAUUACGCCUUUGGCGCGUUCUGCAUUUUCCUUUCCGUGUAAAGUAAGCCAGUGAAGAUCAUUUUCACAAGGUUUUCCUUCAAGCGAAUUGACGGCACUAGUCCUGCUGUCACAAACUUAAAAUUGCUGAGAGUCCAUAAACCUAGGCGAAGAUGCAUUUUCCUCUCCGAAUCCAUGACGAAAAAUUCGUAUUUUAUAUGAUCAAAUACGGUGUUUUCUUAAAAAUGAAUAAUCAAACAAUGCUUCUAUGUGUUUACAUCACUUUAAAUAGACAAAUUGCAUGAAGUAUAUUUGGAAAGAUCUCGACGGUUUGGAGGUCUCGAAGGCACUGAAUAAAAUCAGAUUUUCAAGGAUUUCGAACCUUUCGUUUUGUUUGGUCGUCCGCGCUUAAUUUGGCUCCUUUGUCAGUCUAACUGGGCUGAUAAACGAAGCGUGCUUGACUUUGUAUUCUGACGAAUUCUGAUAGAUAAAAUUUUUCCUGAAGGACAGACAGUAAUUCUCUACGUACGCUUCGGACGCCAAUGUAAGGGACAGUAAGUUUGAAGUGGCAUUCAAGCCGAAGUAGUCCUGGUUGGAGCUCAGAAUAAUACCGUUGUGCACCGUGGGCUCAGUUAAUUUGGGAAGGGGGUUUCGGCAGUGUUCCCUAACUUCUGCUAGAUUCGUGUUGGAUUUCCAAAAUGGAAUGCGGCACAAAUGUUCAUGUGAAGUAAUAACAGACGUGCCUAAAGUCUAAUUGUGCAGAGCGGAGACCUGAGCGGUCUAUUCCAGUCAUGCUAAGAAACUCAACAACUUCCAUGUCAGCUGUUUUUGCAGAAUACUAAAGCUAAGAUGACAACCCUGCCAGCACAUUGCUUCUUCAUAGGCGGGGCUGGGUGGGGCCAGAGCCCCGCCUGCCAGCACAUGGCUCCUUCAUAGGCGGGGCUGGAGGGGGCUGGGCGGGGCCAGAGCCCCCUCUGGAUUGAAGCCUUUUGAAGCGUUUUUGCAUCGAAAGAUAUGUUCCAAAAGCACCACUUAUUGUACCUUCUUUGGAAUUUAAAGGAGCUAAUUUAUCAAAAUUGGCUUAUAAACCAUGGAGAAAGCAUCCGUUUACGCCCACUGAAUGUAGCUGCGGAUGAGCACAAUAUAUUGAGGUUUUGUUUAAGUCCCUCAUUGCUUAAACUCUUAUUUGUCCACCGGUUUACAAUCUGUGUGUGUUAUUAAUUCGUAUAUUUGACAAUGGGGACGAUAUUUUAAAGUGGUGCCAAAAGUGGGCUGGGAUGUGGCGUCCCCUGCGCAUUUUUUUUCGCUGGCGGGGCUAGGCGGGGCUAUCGCGUUGCAUGCCCCGCCACAGCCCCCUCCACAGCCCCGCCUAGCCCCCUCAUAGCCCCCUCUAGCCCCGCCAUUAUUGAGGGGGCCAGGCGGGGCUAGGCGGGGCUGGUGCUGGCAGGGAAGACAGGAUCCCCGACACGAAAGUUCUAGAAAUGACCGGGAUUCUCAGCAUCCACGCCAUGCUAAGGCAACUGCAAUUACGUCGGAGUGGUCACCUCGUGAGGAUGGAAGACACGCGUCUACCGAAACAACCGUUCUUUGGUGAUGUCGCCACAGGUACUCAUCGACCAGGAAGACGAAAACGGCGCAACAAGGACGCAUUAAAGCGACUGCAUACCAACCCAAAACGUGGAAGGAUCCCGUCCAGAACAGCUCGGCCUGAAGGAAAAAAGUGGAGACUGGUGCCGCCAUCUACGAAGAGAAUCGGAUCGCCACUGCCAAAGCCAAACGGAAGGCCAGCAAAUCACAACUGCCUCGCCUCCUCAAUGCUAAUUAUCUGUCGCUUUCAAUAUGCCCGUGCUGCCAACGAACACCCCGCUCACGAAUUGGUCUCGUGGGACACCUUCGGAGCUAACGAUCCGUCAACACGACAAGGUUUGACUUUUCUCCCAAUUGCGCCCCUCCCACAAGUCCCGCGCUGACCGCCAUUCCCGUCACCGCAAAUCACACUGUCGCUGCCAUGCCGUCACCAUUCACUGACAGCAUCCGCCGCGUUCAAACCCCUGCAUCGACCGCUACGGCCGGCAACACUACUUGACUUCACGCAGUCUCCCCAUCGAUCGGACGAAGUCUAAAGUCCCGCCACCUGCUAAUACCACUAACAACAUUCCUACCCUCAGCGAAGUAGAAUCGGUUCCAGGCUGUCCUCAUCGCGAUCGCACAUUUACUUCACAAAGCAGCCUGGUCGGUCACUUGCGAAUCCAUCGCCCAGAGACUGGCGAACCAGUGUCUGUAACGCCAACCUACACUCACCGCAUCCGCCUCCACUGGUCUCACUGCACCCGCACAUUCAUUCGCUGCAUGGGCCUAUUAGGUCACGUGUGUACCCACGAAAACAUGCAGUAGAAAAUCGCCUGCUGCCUACACUUAUCUCCACCAGCAUCUGCGUCAUAUAACAACAUCUUCUAUCAUCACAAAACGCAAGGACUCAAUCGCCACCUCCCACUCAAGUGGGAAGUUUGCUUCACGACUCCGUCUCCUUGCGGCUCCUCUACCGCAUGCGUGGUCCGAGUCUGAGACUAUUACGGUGCGCCAAGCUCCGUAGCUUGUAAGGCUGCCAGCUGACACCCCAAAUCAGUCCUCAGUCUGGUCAAUUGGGUAUGCUUAUGUGGAGUGGCGGACUGGUGGGCUGAGAUCUAGGCUGUUACAGCUGCUUCUGAAAGUGAUCCAUGGAAGUCUCACGCAUGCGAGGAGUAUGUGUCACUUAGAGGGUAGUGUCUUUUCGUCGCUGACUGACUGCUUACACAGCCUUUGAGGGAUAAUGGCCCAAGCAAAUGCAGGGCUGUCACAUUUCUCGUUCCCCAGGUUUAAGAACGUCUGCUUUGCCCUGAUCAGCAGAUCAUGGUUCUCACAGACUGGUGUACGCUGGCAGCUCUCCGGUAUCUGGUUCUCUGUCGGUAGAUGCGCCUGCGAUGCCGCUGGAUACGCAGGUCGUGCGCUUGGCUAAUCGGUCGUCCACGUCCUUUCGGUUGUUGUUGGUUAAAAUACUGGUCAAGUGUUUGUUGUGGACCAAGGGAUGUUGAGUAGGACGCCAAGGUGCGGAUUCGGCCUGCGCUUUCCCCGCCUCCGGUCUUUUUGACUCUGUCUUGGAACCGGCUCCAAGUGGAGAGGAGGGGAAGUGCGGUAGAUGCUACGCAAGUCCACUUCCAUUAUAAACUAAUUCGGGCAUAUGUCACCUCGCCCGCUUGGCCUUACUGCGGAGCGCACGGAGAACAUCGUCGGAUGCGACUGUCGGACUAUCAUCAGUACUCAGUCGUAAAGCUUGUGCGUUAGCAGACUGACUUUGUAAUCCUCGGCUCUGAGCCUCGGGAAGUGGUGAUACCGAGGGAUAACCAAAAAUUUUCACUAUGUAAGCAAAACAUUAGAUUCUUUUGGCAGACCGAACAUGACAACUACCCGUCUAAGGCAAGCAAACUAUGCCUUGCUUACCUCAGAAUCGAACCAUGAUGGGCUAGCUUGAGUACAACCAAAGGAAAAAAUUUGCUAACAUAUCUGUCACCAUUGUCUACGCACCAACGUCAACAACCAACUGAUGUGAAGAGGCCUCCUACUUGAAAAUGGCAGCUACUUAAGAGACCCUUGUCGCUGAUCGUUUCCAGAGGAAUGGAAUGGCCGGGACCUGUCAGACGUUUCUUCAAACAAAAACUUUAGUUCAUAGAAGCGAAAAGGCGAUCCACAGGAAUCAGUUCAGAAGACGAAGAUGCGAUCACUGAAACAAGGAAUUUAUUGGUCUGACGUUUCGGAUUCUCGCUCGAACCCACCAGUCGCAGAUAAGGGUAUUGAUGUCACAAGGAAUACAGUAUUUAUAUCACGUGGCUGCCGCGGGAUCAUACGUGCACUGUAAUUAACAGCUCUCACAAUUACCGCUGUGGUCGUAAAUGAUGCGAUGGUGGCUUGUCCGUCCGCGUCCAAGUCGUUAAUAGUAGUGAUUUUUUCAUCCGUGUUGGAUGCUGGUGUGACGAUUGCUCAGCAAACUGGAUCACUGUCACUGGGAUAAUUUAUCGCCGCGCCCUCCCCACGUGACUGAUUCUCCUGCCCCGGGGAAAAUCGCAGCACGGAAUGUGGUACCGGGAGGUCAUUGUGCCUGUUGAUAGAUUGCGGGCCUGAGAACCACGACUCCAGGAGCUCGCGGCUCACGCGGUUGUCACCCCUUGCGAGAAUUUCCACCUCAUGAAAAUUGAAAAUAUGGACUCGUCCCGUCGAAUGAGCCGCCACAUGAGAGCUAGCGUUUCCCCGCCUUACUGCUGCUGGGUGCUCGGCAAUUCGCGUCCGGAGUAAUCUUCCAGUUUCUCCGACGUCGCUGCAUUGUCGAAAAUUGUACCAGAUCCGGUAAAUGACUUCUGACGUUUCCUGCAGUGGCAGUGGGUCUUUCGGUCUCAUGACUUGGCGCCUGAUGGUUGCUUCCGGCCUGUGUACAACCCAAACUCCAAGCGGAGUGAAAAGACGACCGACGGCUUCCGAGACGUUCUUCACGUACGGAAGAGCCCGCCAAAAGUUUGGGCGGUUGUAUACGGUCUCUGGUGUCGUCGUCGUAUGCGCUGGUUGACAACGUUGCGCGGGUAGACAUUGGCUUUCAGUACCCACCAAAGGUAUUGUAAUUCAGCAACCUUGUUUUCCAUUUCACUGCAGUGCGUCUCAAAGCGCCGGUAUAGCGCCCUUACGCAACAGCGUUUGGCACUGAUCGGAUGGUUGAUGUUUGAAUUCAGUAUUUGCGUCGUAUUUGUCGCUUUCCUGAACACUGUUUUUAAGACCACUACAAUCAUUGCGUUCAACGAGGACAUCCAGGAAAGCCAGCUCGUUGUUUUCCUCCUCCUCCUCCUCCUCCUCCUCCCCCUCCUAUUCCUCCUCCUCCUCCAUCGUAAAUUGCAUGUCCGGGAAGGCGGCGUUGAGAUGUUCUUCGAAUAUCAGCACCUGAUCCCCUUCGAUGACGACGAAGGUAUCAUUCAUAUUUAA
Messenger RNA from Spirometra erinaceieuropaei, 6320 nucleotides. Lineage: Eukaryota; Metazoa; Platyhelminthes; Cestoda; Diphyllobothriidea; Diphyllobothriidae. The record is from the annotation of a GenBank genome assembly.